Linum trigynum is the source of this 1000-nucleotide messenger RNA. Lineage: Eukaryota; Viridiplantae; Streptophyta; Magnoliopsida; Malpighiales; Linaceae. The record is from the annotation of a GenBank genome assembly.
GUCAACGUUAACGUGGCAUCUAACAUGGAAUUUUAAUAUUAAUUUUUAAGUUACCUUUACAUCUAAUAACAAAUUUAAAUAAAAAAUUACAAAAUAAAAACUCCUCCACUCGGCUCACCCGGUCCUCUUGCCCCGACUCACCCAGUCAAUCCUCCUCCUCCGACGAUGAUGAUUCCUCCCUGCUGGUCCUCGACAUCGUGCCGCUCGUAACGCGAUCAGCCCAUAGUCGCACAUCUAGCUCAUGAUUCGCUGGAUCCCGGAGCAUUGCCUUCCUACCCCCGACGAGAUCCGCGCCGCCACGCCCGCGCGGAGGGGAAAGUUCAGAGGAAGGGGCUUCAGCUUCGGUGAAGCUAAGCAUGGUAGGUGGGAGAGCGGUGGUUUUCGCACUGAAAACAAAGACCCACCAACGCAGUCGAUUUGGAAUGGAGCUCGAGAGAGAAGUUUCCCUUUCAAAGUGAAAUUGAAACCCACCAGCUGCUUCUUCGAUUGAGUCAUUGGAUUUGGGGGUUUUCUUGAUUUCAAUGGAGUGGAGUCAGGAGUCCGGCUUGGUGGCUCUUUUUUUAGAGACAGAGGCGAACCGGUAUAACUCAUCGUUGUCGAUGGAGCAGAAGUGGCCAAUCCCAUUCCGGAAUUCUACCUUCCGGAAUUUCAUCCUCCGAUUCCGCUUCAACAAUUACCAAUCCCAUUCCGCCCUCCCGCCUUCUUCUUCUUUCCUUUCCCCUGAUUUUUCUUCGAGUCAAGAAAAUCCAGAGAAUAGCGGUGGCUCUGCGAGGAGCGCGUCGAGUGCGACUUUGAUCGUACAAGAGGAGACAAUGGACGACUAGGCGGCGACGGCUGCAGAAAGCUUAUCUACUCUCAUUUUCCUCUCUUAUUUCCCUAUGUUCUUCCUCUUUCCCAGAACGCUGCAGAGAAACAAAUGCGGCCAACAUCUUUUUCUAUGUUGGGAAAAUGUUUGAGAGAGAAGCGAGUAGUGAGAGAAGAACAAAGACUAUAUUUUCUU